Messenger RNA from Heterostelium album PN500, 1269 nucleotides. RefSeq lists its product as uncharacterized. NCBI's taxonomy places the organism in Eukaryota, Evosea, Eumycetozoa, Acytosteliales, Acytosteliaceae. The record is from RefSeq and is a predicted model, not a curated record. The transcript is spliced from 2 exons. The coding region runs from base 1 to 1269 and encodes 422 amino acids.
AUGUAUUAUAACAAUAAUCUAGAAGAAGAAGAAGAAAAAGUACAAGAUUUUUUUAAUGUUAAUACUAGUUAUCAAGAUGAUCAACUAAGACAUGAAUAUCUUUAUCAAUCUUAUCAAAAUACACUUUUAAAUGAACAAACAGACAACAACACCAACAACAACACCCCAACUAAAGAGUUAGCGGAACCUGUUGGUGCUGAUAUCAUACAUUCAUUAGACGACUCAAUCGAACAAUAUAUAAAAAUCAAUGAAACAACUGAUGAUUCUAUAUUUAAACAUAUAAAUAAUGAAAAUGACAAAGAAGAAAAUGAAAAAUAUCAGUAUGAACAUGAAGAUGAGGAGGAAGAAGAUGAAGAUGAAGAUGAUAGUUUAAUAUAUAGCAGUAGUAGUAGUAGUGGUGAUUAUAGUCAUAAUAAUAGUUGUAUAUAUAAUAGUAGUAUAAAUGAUAAUGAUAGUUUUGUAAAUAAUAAUGAUAGUAAUAAUAGUAAUAGUAAAAGUGGUGGAUCAAGUUCUUCAUGCAGUUACAGUAUAGAUUAUGAUAGCGAUGAUUUCCGAGGUAUGAACAACAGUAUCAAUACUCACAUGGCAAGUCUUAAUGAUUUGUAUCAGCAGCAACAACAACGAAUCAAUCAACAUCAACAAAGACAAGCACAGAGAAUACCGUUCUUCAGAAGUGUAUACGGACAGCUGUUCAUUGUCAUUACACUUGCCAUCCUCAUGCAACUGCUAAAGACCGAUGAUUUCAAUCAUCGACAUCACCACCACACCAGCCAUCAUAAUAAUUUCCAAUCGAAUGCCCAAUCGAACGACAACUCCAUACCGACACAAUUUCAACCAAAAGAUGACAGACUCCUAAAGAUGAUCAAUCAAUAUGUAUAUUUCAACAAACUUGGCGAUAGACCAACAACACUUUCCAUACUUUACGAUAUACUUAAACUAUCGCCCUAUGACUGUGGUGCAAGUAUGAGAAUUGCUCAAUUACUAUUAGAAGAUGAUGGUAGAAAUAUAACAACAGUUAAUAAAGCAGAGAGUAUGUUUAUCAGAGCUUUGGAUUGCGAAAGAUGGUUAAAAAUAGAUUACAUUACAGAGUUUGUAGAUUUUUAUUUAUCGUUGAAUCGAUUUCAAGAAGCAGCUGCACUACUGACAAGAUCGUCAACUAUGUUCCCAGAUGACAUGAAUUUUAAGAUUCAACUUCAAAGACUGAGGUCAAAACUAAACUUACAAAUUGAACCUUCACCAAAUGGAUAUUGUUUUUCUGGAUUAGAUUAA